Messenger RNA from Nicrophorus vespilloides, 1536 nucleotides. RefSeq names its product delta(24)-sterol reductase-like. Lineage: Eukaryota; Metazoa; Arthropoda; Insecta; Coleoptera; Silphidae. The transcript is spliced from 6 exons. Gene Ontology annotation, biological process: steroid metabolic process. The coding region runs from base 1 to 1233 and encodes 410 amino acids. Gene Ontology annotation, molecular function: flavin adenine dinucleotide binding; Delta24(24-1) sterol reductase activity. The record is from RefSeq and is a predicted model, not a curated record. Gene Ontology annotation, cellular component: cytoplasm; membrane.
AUGAUCGAAGUCCACAAAAGCCGGAUUCACUACAAGUUUCUUUAUGACAUAGGCCGAAACGGAAAGAGACAUUUGUCGGGCGGCCGGGGUCAUAGUGCACGGGGCCAAUUGACGUCUACGCUGAACCCUUUAGGGUGGACCAUUCCGGUCCUGCCCGAGAUUGACGAUUUGACAAUAGGGGGUUUGGUAAUGGGAACCGGAAUCGAGUCAACUUCACAUAAGCACGGACUGUUCCAGCACAUUUGCGUGUCGUACGAGCUUGUCCUUUGCGACGGAAGCGUCGUGAAGUGCACGAAGGAUGAGAACCAUGAACUGUUCGAGUCGGUGCCUUGGUCGUACGGCACCCUGGGUUUUCUGACUGCAGUCGAGAUUAUGAUGGUACCGGCGAAGAAGUAUGUCCGGCUGAAGUACGAGGCCGUCAAUGGGUGCGCCACAAUGGUCGAGGAAUUCGAGAAGGCAAGCGCGGAUCCUGGCAACGAAUUCGUGGAGGGUAUUAUGUUUAGCGAGAAUCAGGGAGUCAUAAUGACCGGAAACCUUACCGAUACACCUGAGCACAAUAAGGUAAACUCAAUUGGCAACUGGUACAAGCCCUGGUUCUUUGUGCACGUCAGAAACAUGCUCGGACGUGAAUCCGCCAUUGAAUACAUUCCUUUGAGGGAUUACUACCAUAGGCACACGAGAUCGAUCUUUUGGGAAUUACAAGACAUCAUUCCAUUUGGUAAUAACCCGGUGUUUCGGUAUUUGUUGGGUUGGAUCGUACCGCCGAAGAUUUCUCUACUGAAGUUAACUCAAACAGAAGCAGUGAAGAGGCUCUACGAAAACUGCCACGUGAUCCAGGAUAUGCUUGUACCUAUGAAAUCGAUGGAGGAAUGCAUCCGCGCCAUACACGACAACCUGAAAGUAUAUCCUCUAUGGUUGUGCCCGUUCGUGUUGCCACCGGGUUCCGGCAUGGUAAAGCCCCGUUCCGAAGGUGCUGAAAUGUACGUGGACAUCGGAAUUUACGGAACGCCGACCGCCCAGGACUUCCAGCCCAUGGAGAGCACGAGAACAAUCGAAAAUUUGGUGAUGGAAUCGAACGGUUUUCAGAUGCUGUAUGCGGAUACCUACACCACGCGCCAGGAAUUCAGAAGAAUGUUUGACCAUUCGCUGUACGACAAACUACGCGUCGAUCUGCAAUGCGUGGACGCCUUCCCCGAAGUCUACGACAAAGUCUCCAAACAGUCACGUGUUUAGCCUCAUGCCAACUCACGUGACACAACCGUACCAUACAAAGCUGAAAUCUAUUUAUAUACAUAGAUGAACGUGAUUCAAAACAACAGUUUCUAUAGUAUAAUAAUAUAUGUAAUUACCCACAUUUACCGACGUAAUCGCUGCGGUUUACAUAACAACGCAUUCUUCGCUUCAACCACGAGGAUUCAGAAAAAUGAUUAACAAACUGUAUCAUCGCUACGAGGUGUUUGUUGAAUUCAUUCUUAUUGAGUCAUCAGCUAUAUCCGUUUUUAAAUCACAAUGGUUGUUUUUUUUUUGCAAAAUUGU